This is a messenger RNA of Heterostelium album PN500, 2298 nucleotides long. It is a transcript of the gene abcA10, whose product is annotated as ABC transporter A family protein. The record is from RefSeq and is a predicted model, not a curated record. The coding region runs from base 1 to 2298 and encodes 765 amino acids. Gene Ontology annotation, biological process: transmembrane transport; lipid transport; sorocarp morphogenesis. Gene Ontology annotation, molecular function: ATP hydrolysis activity; ATP binding; lipid carrier activity. The transcript is spliced from 5 exons. Gene Ontology annotation, cellular component: intracellular membrane-bounded organelle; membrane. NCBI's taxonomy places the organism in Eukaryota, Evosea, Eumycetozoa, Acytosteliales, Acytosteliaceae.
AUGCAUUCUACAUUUGGACAACAAGUAGCAGCAUUACUUCAGAAAUGCGCAAUCAUUAAGAAAAAGAAUAAGGUAGAAACAUUUUCAGAGUUCUUUAUUGGUAUUCAUCAGAGUGGUAGUGUCUACUCACCGGUAUCACCAAACUAUGUGGUUAGCAACACGAUGCCAUUGCUUGGCUACGUAGAUCUCACCGGAUCCAACACAACUCGAAGCCUUUUCAACUAUACAGAUUUCCCGAUCGACAAAAUGGUUAGUUUCACCGAUGAAUCUUCCAUGAUUGACACUUACCUUGACAAUCCCGAAAAGUAUUGGGGUGGUAUCAUCUUUAAUGCCAUCGAUGUAGCCGACAACAUUAUCAACUACACCAUUAGACUAAACAAUACAUAUUCAAACAAUAUCCAAGGAUCACCAUAUCCUUAUAUAGAGCAAAAUAUUCUAUCUGCAUUCAUUAAAAUGAAAACAGGAAAUAGUAGUCUUAAUUUAACACUUACUACAACAGAGUAUCCAGUUCCUGUCAAUCCAUAUAGCAAGACUAUCUUUAAUUACCUUUUCCCAAUUUAUUUCCCUCUAUUCUUUAUGUACACAUUACAACAAUUGAUCAUCUUGUUGGUCACCGAAAAGAAAGACGGAAUCAAAGAAGGUUUGAAAGUAUCUGGUAUGCGUGAGAGUGCCUACUGGACAUCGAAUAUUAUCAUGCAAGUUGUAAUGAAUAUCCUUUUAAUCGUAGUAGUCGAAAUAUUAUGUUAUGCUACAAAGAUUUUCCAUUACUGUUCACCAAUUAUGAUAUUCAUAUCAUUCUUUUUAUACUCUUUGACAUUGUCAUCAUUGGGAUUUUUAAUUUCAGCAUUUUUAAGCAAUCCAAAAUCAGGUAGCGCAUUGUCCGCUCUCAUUGUAUUGCUUGGAAUUGGAUUGUCUUGUCUCUAUCAAUUCUACUUGAAUACCAAAGUACCAAGCAUUAAAUGGUUAUUCUAUUUAUUCUCACCAUGUGCAUUCGGUGCGUUCCUCUCUCAACUCUCAUUCUCAGAGAAUCAAAAUCUUGCCGUCUCAUGGACCGAUCCAAACUUUACUGAAUCCACUGCAUUCUUGGUGAUUGACUUUAUUCUCUACGCUGUCAUUGCAUGGUAUGCAAUUGAAGUGUACCCAGGUGAACAUGGAACCGGAAAGCCAUACUUGUUCUUCUUGCAAAAAGACUACUGGUUCCAAUCCUCCGCUCCAGUUUAUGGAAAGAAUGUCAAUGGUAGCAGCUCAGAGAUCCGCAAAAUCAACGGCAGCAGCAGUGGUCACGGUAUAGAACUACGUGAUCUCUACAAGGAAUACAACUCACCAACUGUCAAAGAUCAGAAAGUUCACGCAGUCAAUGGAUUGUCACUCAACAUUCCACAAGGUACUAUUUUUGCAUUACUUGGACAUAAUGGUGCUGGUAAAUCUACUACAAUGAAUAUCUUGUGUGGUAUGAUUCCACCCACUAGCGGAAAUGCAUUCAUCAAUGGCUUGAGUGUUAAGAAUCAAAUGGAUUUCAUUCGUAGAAGCAUUGGAUUCUGUCCACAAAACAAUAUUCUCUAUGCACAAUUGACAUGCGCCGAACAUCUUCGACUCUUUGGAAAGAUCAAAGGUGUCCCAGCAAAUGAAUUAGAAUCUUCGAUCUCCAGAUCACUCCAAGAAGUUGGUUUGAGCGAAAAAAAAGACACCAUCUCCUCUUCCCUGAGUGGUGGUAUGAAACGUCGUUUGAGUUUGGCAAUGGCAUUCAUUGGUGAUCCAUCCAUUGUCUUUUUGGAUGAAUGUACUACCGGUCUUGAUCCAAUGGCUCGUCAUCAAGUAUGGGAAUUGCUACAAAAAAAGAAAGUUGGAAAAACAAUUGUAAUGACAACUCAUUUUAUGGAAGAAGCAGAAUUACUUGGUGAAUCUAUUGGUAUUAUGUCGAAAGGUAAACUUCGUUGUAUGGGUACGGCAUUGGAAUUGAAGGCACUCUUUGGUUUGGGAUAUAUAAUCUCUUUCUCCAUCGAUCGUCAUGUCAAAUCUCUCCAACCAUUUGAAGACUACUUUAUGAGUAGAUUCAAAGAUGCUGUACCAGGCAAACAAAACUCCAACAUUCCAAAAGAAAACGGUGAUUUUGAAUUGUCAUACUCGUUAUCACAUCAAAUCUCUGAGAACUUGUCAGAUUUCUUCCAAGAAGUUGAAUCCAGGCAAGAGGAGUUCUCUGUAAAGAGAAUAGGUAUUUCCAUGACAACCCUCGAAGAAGUUUUCUUAAAGAUUCAAUCGGAGACUCACGAACACAGUGAUCAAUCUUUUGAACAUUAA